Corythoichthys intestinalis (scribbled pipefish) is the source of this 1386-nucleotide messenger RNA. RefSeq names its product E3 ubiquitin-protein ligase TRIM35-like. The transcript has a single exon. Gene Ontology annotation, cellular component: cytoplasm. NCBI's taxonomy places the organism in Eukaryota, Metazoa, Chordata, Actinopteri, Syngnathiformes, Syngnathidae. The record is from RefSeq and is a predicted model, not a curated record. The coding region runs from base 1 to 1386 and encodes 461 amino acids. Gene Ontology annotation, molecular function: ubiquitin protein ligase activity; zinc ion binding. Gene Ontology annotation, biological process: protein ubiquitination.
AUGGCUGAACGCCUGCAAGACCAUCUUCAAUGUCCCACCUGUCUGGACAUCUUCAAAGAUCCUGUCAUUCUUCCGUGCAGUCACAACUUUUGCCGUGCGUGUCUUCAGCAGUGGAAGGACAAAGGAGAACGAUCGUGUCCACUCUGUAGGACAGAAAUGCGGUCACUGGAGGCCCCUCCGAACCUGGCACUGAGGAAUAUGUGUGAGAACCUUUCACGAUCCCCAGUCAAGUCAGAAGACAUCUGCAGCUUGCAUGAGGAGAAACUUCAACUCUUCUGUUUGGACCACCAGGAGCUUGUGUGCAUCAUCUGCAGAGACGCAGAAAUCCACGUUGGUCACAAGUUCCGGCCCCUCAAAGAAAUUGUGAAAGGUCACCAUGAGGAACUCCUGAAUGGCCUGCAAAAUGCAAAGGAAAGACUCAAAGAGUAUACCGACUGUAGAGAGAACUGCAAUCAACAGGCAGAAUACAUCAUGGUCCAAAAGGAGAAGGUCGAAUGCAAGAUUAAGAAGGAUUUUGAGGAGCUCCGUCGCUUUCUCAACGACGAGGAGGAGGCCAGGUUGGCGGCGGUCAGCGAGGAAGCGAAGAAGAAGAGUCAGACGAUGAAGGAGAAGAUGGCGGCUCUCGGCGAACAAAUGGCCACUCUCUCUGAUGUCAUCAGAAGCACUGAGAAGCAGCUGGCGUCCAGCAAUGUUUCUUUCAUGAAGAAGUUAAAGACUGCAAUGAGCAGGAUCCAAGAGCUCCCCGAUAAACCGGAGCUGUUCCGAGGUAGUCUGUUGGACGAAGCCAAACACAUGGGCAACCUCAAGUUCAAGGUGUGGGAGCGGAUGAAGGAGACGCUCGCCUACAGUCCCGUCAUUCUGGACCCCAACACGGCCAGUUCAAGAAUCAGUCUCUCUGAUAAUCUGACCUGUCUGAGUUUGGAAGAAGUACGGCAGCAGCGUCCAAAGAAUCCAGAGAGCUUCCAGACGUGGCGGUCUGUGCUGGGUGGUGCUUUGGACUCGGGAAGACACGUGUGGGACGUUGAGGUGGGAGACAACAAGGGCUGGGCAGUGGGGGUCACGUGGGGGGACCUUUUUUUACCUCAGGAAAGGGCUCUUUGGUCAAUAGGAUUUCGUGAUGGAGAAUAUGCAAUGCCCGGUUGCAAAUAUGGAAAAUGGAAGCCGCCUGUCAAAGUGAAGAGGAUCCGAGUUGAAGUGGAUUUGGAUGAAAGGUCAUUGUCCUUCUCUGAACCUCUUACAAACACUGAAUUGUGGAACAUUAAGAAGCCUUCCAAAUGGCCAGUCUUGUCUGGUAACACCAAAAUGUAUCCUUACUUUCACUCAAAAAGUAAAAUUCCUCUAAAAAUAAUCCCAAUUCCACCUGGUGUGAUGACUGCUAUCAGUUAA